CUCAAAGACUAGGUGAUCUGGAUCCCCCUGUUUCAGUGUUAAAGGCUCUCUGUUGCACAUAGUAACGCAACCCAGGAUUCCCCCGGUAUGUUUCAUCACCACUGCUUCAUCUCUACCUCCUUCCAUUCUUCGCUUUCCUCUUCGAAAUCAUCGGCUAUUACUUUUUUUUCGAGUUUCAAUUGCUAUAAACGAAAUCAAACUUUUCCCAUGUACCGAAAAAUACAAACGGCCAAACAGUUGAGUUUAAUGAGCUACAUGCUAUUCUGGUAUUUUAAUGUUCGCCUGUUUUUUGAGCUUAUAUAGUAGUACUCCUUCGAAUUAUACAUACAGGUGUUCUUGCUGCCAGUGCACACCCGAUGCCUCGGUAUUAUUGUGAUUACUGUGACACUUACUUGACACAUGAUUCUCCAUCUGUUAGAAAGCAGCAUAAUUCAGGAUAUAAACACAAGGCCAAUGUGAGGACUUAUUAUCAACAAUAUGAGGCACAACUUAACCAGAGUCUGAUUGACCAGAGGGUCAAGGAGCACCUUGUUGCAUUUAGGGCACCUGCCCCUCCUUAUGCACAAAUGAGACCUGGUCUUCCUAUGUUUCCUACCCCAGCACAAAUUCCUAUUGCAGGAAAUCCUCAACCAUCAACUGGUAACCCCUUAAUCCAAGGAAUUCGGCCGCCAGUUUUACCACGGCCACUAUCUGGUGUACCAGGGUAUGUAUCCGGCCCGCCUUUUGUUGCAGCACCUGUUGCCCCCAUGCUGGGUCAGGUGAGUAGUUUUUUAAGGCCUCCCUCUAUGAGUUCUCCAACUUCACUUCCAGCAACAGGUGCACCUAUUGGUGACCAUCCAGUGUAUGCACCUCCUCCUCCUCCGAUGCAUCAAGGAGGUAUAUCUCUUCCAACCAGUGCAGCCGGUGAUAGUCCCCCCAGCAACUCUCAGGCGCCUCCCAAUUCCAAUCAUCAGUCUGGUUGAGACAUUAGUUUGUUUUAUGUACUCAGCUGUGAUUGCUUCCCCAUGAUAUGAUGGGAUGACUGAGGAAUGCCUUUGGGAACCCAGAAGAAGGAACAAUUCCCCCCCCCCCCCCCCCCACCCCCCAUAGGAUUUUGAUGGGCAAAUGUGAUUGCGCUAUUAAUAUACCCGGAGUAUUUCUUAAAGUAUAUACCUGUCAUUUUUGCUUUCAGCAUUCUACUUUGGCUUGAAAGUUGAAACUUACAAUAUCUGACCCAUAUGUAUCAUUAUUUGUCGUUGGAUUGUUAUUUUUGAGAAACAAUGUAAUGUAAGUAUCUUUCACUGUUGGAGUGUUGACUAAUGCCUGUGGGCAUAGUUCAAGAAAUUGGGGCAAUCAUU
Molecule: messenger RNA, 1337 nt
Organism: Cuscuta campestris
Lineage: Eukaryota; Viridiplantae; Streptophyta; Magnoliopsida; Solanales; Convolvulaceae
Source: the annotation of a GenBank genome assembly